Messenger RNA from Strongylocentrotus purpuratus (purple sea urchin), 2740 nucleotides. RefSeq names its product leukocyte elastase inhibitor. NCBI's taxonomy places the organism in Eukaryota, Metazoa, Echinodermata, Echinoidea, Camarodonta, Strongylocentrotidae. The coding region runs from base 256 to 1332 and encodes 358 amino acids. The transcript has 2 exons. Gene Ontology annotation, molecular function: serine-type endopeptidase inhibitor activity. The record is from RefSeq and is a predicted model, not a curated record. Gene Ontology annotation, biological process: negative regulation of endopeptidase activity.
GGGCCAUUUAGUAGUCGGCCUAUAAUAACUUUGACUACACACGUUGCAUUUUGAAGUGAGUUGUGCUGUUGUAUGUGGGUCAGAAUAUAUCAGAGACAUGGCAUUCUCUAAGCAGCAAGAUACAUCACUGGGAAACUGGUCCAGCUUUCAAAUGCGAACAUCGGAUUCGCCCUGGAUCUUUAUCAAACUCUUCAAGAUGAACGGAGAGGUAAAAAUCUGUUCUUCUCCCCUCUCAGCAUAUCGACCGCUCUGGCUAUGACACAGCUAGGAGCCCGAGGUAAUACAGCAACUCAAAUCGCUGAUGUCUUCCGUUUCAAUCAGAUAGACCAAGAUCAACUUCAUGGAACAUUCAAAGAGCUAAACAACUUGCUUUACCAAACAAAUUACGAUUCCCAAAUUCAUUGCGCCUACAGGCUAUAUGGCAAAUCUGGCUAUAACUUCGUUCAGUCAUUUCUUGAAGGAACUGCUUCCUAUUAUGGAGCAGCCAUAGAGGCGGUAAAUAACUUUGAAGCUCCAAUUGCCACUCAAUCAAUCAAUGAUUGGGUUUCAAAGCAGACCGAGGAUAAAAUAAAAAACCUGAUUGCUCCUGGAAUCCUAAAUGAUCUCACACGCCUUGUCCUGGUGAAUGCCAUUUAUUUCAAGGCGAACUGGAAAUCAACAUUUCGUGCUCACAAUACUAAAAAGGAUAAAUUCAAGGUUUUCGAUAUGAGAAAGAAGGUUUUCAAGAGAAAGAAGGUUCCGGUGAGUCUUAUGAGUCUAAAGGGAAGAUUUGAUUUGGCUGUUGACAAAACCAAUGACUGUCUUGUGCUAGAGCUGCCUUAUGAAGGCCACAAUCUGAGUCUAUUGAUUGCUCUUCCCACCAAAGAUGAUGGCCUUGGUCAACUUGAGACGAAGCUCUCUGUGGACGUCCUGCAAUCCUGGGACGCAGGGCUCGAAUGGAGAGAAGUGAACGUACUAUUACCAAAGUUCAAACUAGAAGCAACAUUCCAACUGAAGGAGGUUUUGCAACGAAUGGGAAUGCCCGACGCUUUUGAUGAGGAUAGGGCUAACUUCGAAGGCAUCUCAGGAGAUAGAGAGUUUCACAUCUCUGCCGUCAUCCACAAGGCCUUCGUUGAUAUCAAUGAGGAAGGGAGUGAGGCAGCUGCUGCAACGGCUUUUGGGAUGAAUGCGAUGAUGUCACUCUGUCCACCAGGAGAACGUGAGAAGCCGAUCCUGUUUCGAGCAGACCACCCAUUUCUCUUCAUGAUUCGUCACCGGUCGACGAAAUCGGUCCUUUUCAUGGGACGAAUGAUGGAUCCCUCAUACAUUUUGACCCCCAUGUCCACGCUAUAAAAAUAAUUACAUUUUCUGUUUUGGCAGUUUAAUCGAAUUAACAAAAUCAAAGACUUUUCGUUCAUUACGAUGUUUUCUGAGCCACGCAAAUAGCAUAGUAUUGAUUAAUUCCUUUGUUUAUUCUACAGUGUGCAUGCAAUCAACUCUAUAAGCUUGUAAACAUAAUCUAUUACUUUGGAGAGAUAAACUGUUUAUUAAUCAGGCCAUGACGUCAUAAUAUAAAUGUUUCUUACGUUUUGAUACCCAAUGUUUCUUUUUCUUCAGACGAGAAUCAAGUAAUAGUUGAUGGGUAGAGGUCACUGCUAUCGUAUGCCGAUUACCACAGACUGGUUAUAUUGGUUUUAAUUAUUGCUAUACAACACACUAAACAUAGAACCCAAAAUUUGAAGUUAUUCAACAGUAUUAACAAAGACAAAUGCAUAGGAUAAAAAAAUAUGCGAGUGUUUGAAGAACAAAAAAACUACAACAAUGUAUUGUAAUUUUACAAGGGUUACAUAACAAACGCAUAGCAAACUAUAUUCUUGACAUAUUAUUAUUUUGGGUAUAAAGAUUAUUCAUAAACGGUACUCCCUUUUUUACACAUUAGCCAGCCCAUGGAAUUUUUAUUGGAAGAAUGCGUCAUAAAAAAUAAAAAGUAGGUACCUGACUAAAAUUCAAAAGUAAAUAUCUGAAAAUCCCAUUUACAUAUUAAGUAGCUUUGUUGAACUUGACGGAUACUUUAUUGCUCAUUUACAGAACUUAUUAUGUGUGUAAAUAUUUUAACGGUAUGCCGGAUGAUAUAACCUUGUGCCCACUGACAAAAAUUGAAUCAAACUAUAUAUAUAUCUUGAUUAUAUAUCAUGGAAAAUGAAAAACUCGGCGUGUACGUGUAGAUAUACCGAAACAAACGAUGUCCAUAUGUUCAUAAUGCUUCAUAUAGGCUAUGUUCAUUUUUUUAGUUUAUGUGUUUGAAUCGUCAAAAUGUACCUGCGAGUCUUCAGAAUUCUGUCCUAUAGGCUUUUACGAAUCAGUCGGGUCACGGCGCCUGGAAUCGGGAAACAAAUCCCAUGAGGACCAAAGUUGCCCCGGAUUUAACAUCCUCGAAGACACCCACCGUACAAAAGAUUGUGGUAAUUUUCGGCCAGCACGCCGCCCCGCGAUCCGGCUGUUUAGCAAUAGCCUCGUAGGCACGUACAAUUAAAGCAUAAUGAACUGGAAGAAAUCGAAUCAACUGAAUUCAAUUAAUAUCCAGUGGCUCUACUGGUGAAUAUUUGAAAUAUAUUUUAAUGUGAUGUCAUUGUUUAUCUUGAAUCUAAAAAAAAUGUAGUUUUAAAAUGGAAAUUUUUCUCUACAAAAAAUAAUGUCUGUCUGUAUCUUCCCCUUUCGAAACCUAACACCACAUCGUCUCUGGCAUUUUUUCUUGUUUCUU